AUGAUAUUUAUUGCAAAGGCGCAAGAAACUGCAAAAAUCUUAAAAUUGCAAGUUAAAAAAGAAAACUGUGACAAACCAUCACCGGCAUUAAUGAAGACCAACAUUAAACAAGAGCCAAAAUUUUAUAAAUCAAUGAACUCAGUAAAACCUGAAGAACAAAAUUAUUCACCACAACACAGUCCUGUGCCUGAAAACGGAACAAAGAUGGUGGCAAAAGCAAAGGCUGCCAAAAUACAGUGUGAAAUAUGUAACACUGUUAUCAAUAAAUCCUAUUAUUCCCAACACAUGACUAUGCAUGACCCAAAUCACCAAAAAUAUAUCUGUGAUGUAUGUGGAAAAUCCUUUAGACUUCGCUGUGCAUAUCACAGUCACAGUUUACGACACAGAAGUGAUUUCCAACACAAGUGUCAAUUCUGUCCCUACAAAGCUCGAUAUAAGGAACUCCUUAAGACACAUAUGAAAGUGCAUAUUGGUGAUUACAAAUACAUGUGUACAGAGUGUCCAACAAGGUUUUUAUUCAAAAGUAACCUCAAUAGACACCUGCUUAGGCACAAAGAACCUCAAUUUAGCUGUGAUGUUUGCAAGAGAUCUUUUCACAUAAAACUAGCAUUACAAAGACAUUAUGAAGCAGAUCAUUUAGGGAUUAAGAAACAUGUUUGCAACAUAUGUGGAAAAGCAUUUGGUUACAGAAAUGCCAUGAUGAAACAUCAGCGGUGUGUACAUAAAAGAGAAAAGAUAAGGUUUUCCAGAAUGCCUGCAUAUUUACAGACUGAAAAGAAUCUUUGA
This is a messenger RNA of Leptosia nina, 786 nucleotides long. The record is from the annotation of a GenBank genome assembly. Lineage: Eukaryota; Metazoa; Arthropoda; Insecta; Lepidoptera; Pieridae.